CCUUAAUAUCUGAAAAUAAAAUACAUUAUCUUUUGGACGAUAUCUCCUGAUGCCAUGCACAUUAAUGUGUUAAACAUAUAAUUAUUCUAUUCAGCUAUAAGAUAAUAUUUUAUAAAAUAUCAAUUUAGAUGAAUUUCAUCAGCGCUUCAAAAAUAUGAACUGAUCGUUGAAAUGUCAUUAAAAUGAGCUUGCCGUGGUUUUAUGAAGGACCCCGGAGACCCAUAUUGUCUUGCGUUUCUUAAACAGUGUGCCAGCUUUUCGUCAUGUAUAAAUUACAAAAUCAAAAUCAAAAGAAACAAUCAAACACCAAACUUAACAGUUAAAAAAACAAACAUUUGGCUCCGUCAUUCAGAGGUAGAUGAACCCGACCCAUUUCCAUUUCAAUUGUACCGUAGUCUUGUGCAUUGAUAGACUGAUUAAUUUUAUUUUUUUGGUGUGAAAAUGUCGUGUUUUUUAUCCGAAUAAGACCGGAAACAAUGACCAAAAAAAGGAAGCUUUAGAUCACGACACUUUGCGAUUUAAAUCAAACGUCUGUUGAAAACAUUCAAAUGUAUGCGUAGAAGAGGAGGAAAUAGUUUGUUUAUAAUGGUGAAACGUAUGCAGGGGGAAAAAGGAGAAAAGAUUUUUUACAACGGUAAAAUGAAGGCGAAUGUGUAACGACCCAUUAUCCAAAAUCUUCUUUAUUGAUUGGAAUUUGGCUGAGUCAAUGUGACUCUUAUUCAUUAUAAUGAAGUAGCUCUGUACAAUGUUUAUAUGACAACAGCCCAGAAGUGAAGUGGUUUUGGUAUUGAAAUGGCAGCAUGAAACACAGGUAUACAACUUGAUUACGUACCCCUACAAUACGUUACAUCUGUCUCGCCCCGUCAGGAAUACACCAUUAAACUCCUCUUCACGACAAACCAGCAUUUUCAAUAACACUACUCGAAUGUUUGUCUUUUUCCUGACCAGACCCUGACAGUUUUCUCUUAUCUUUAUGGCGCAUCGUAAAGACCGAAAAAUACAACCAGUCAUGGCAUAAAAACUUUCAAUUGCUCUGUUUUAGUCUGGAUGAUCCGGGUUCUUUCAUCUGAUUAAGAUAAGGACAGACGUCUGAGGCCAGCGAGAUUUUAAAGAAGAGAACAAUUUUAGCAUCAAUGGAUCGUGGUUCCAGAGACAGCUCCAUCUAUGGCGACGAUUUGAGCGUAACAGAUCUCGAGGAGAAAGAUCGCAUGGAAGCGAGUAUCCGAAAUUUUGAGGAGAAAGAUCACGUAGACGGGAGUUUCCCGGCGGAUGACACAACCAAACACAAGGGAAACAUUGAAAGUGGUAAAAAGUUCAGCUGUGAAAAUUGCGAUAAAGUUUUCACAGACCCUAGCAACCUUCAACGUCAUAUCCGCUCACAGCACAUUGGAGCUAGAAGUCAUGCUUGUGGAGACUGCGGAAAGACCUUCGCGACAUCUAGCGGACUAAAACAGCACCAGCAUAUCCACAGCAGUGUUAAGCCUUUCCAAUGUGAAGUCUGUCUCAAGGCGUACACCCAAUUCUCCAACCUUUGUCGUCAUAAGAGAAUGCACGCCGACUGCCGCCAGCAGAUUAAAUGUAAAGAUUGUGGACAAGCCUUUUCCACUGUAACUUCUUUAAGUAAACACAAGAGAUUUUGUGAAGGUGCUAUGAGGAGCGGGGUUCAACUUGGGUACAGUCAUAUCGAGAAACAAAUGUCUGGUAACCCUGCAGUGGGUGUAGCUCCCCUGAAUUCUGCGUUAUUACUAGGACUGUACCGUCAUCAGCCCACCUACCCGCCUUUCUAUCAGCCGGUGGGUUCUACCUACCCCUCGCUAUCAGGAAACUUUUAUAACGACAUACCGAAAUCCUCACUGACAGCUAUACCUCAUAACAUCGCAUCGCCAGAAGAAUUCUUCAAAUAUCACAAGGCUCGCAUGUCGUUGGAGGCGUCACGUAGUAAUACUGGUAGGAAUUCGGUGGAAUCCGACUCCUCUAGUAAAUCUCUUACGUCACCGAAGAGCGAUUACGAACAGUCUACUUCAGAUAUUGAAAUGGAUCACUAUCGAUCAUCACCAUCUAAUUCCAAGGAAAGUAUGACGGAACAAGACCGUAAGAUAUCCUCUAAGAGUGAGUCUGAGAAACACGUGGCUUUGGCCAUCGAUUCCCCUUUCGAUAUGUCCAAAUCCAUUAAACGAGAAUCAUCCAUAUCACCGUCUUCUCAUAGCUCAUUCUCUGAGGAAGAAAGCUCCGAUCAACCCUUGGACUUGACGAAGAAAGCAAAAAUUGAAACUCCACCUUCUGAAGGAACAAGAAGAGCUCACGUGUUCGGUUACCCAGUUUCUUCAGAUCUUCCUAACUGUCUCACAUUUGGAAUGAACAGUCCAUUUCUCAUGCAGUCUGCAUUAUCUUCAAAGGAAACACAUCGUUCAUACUCCGAUUUUUCACGGUAUCUUCCAUUUUCAAGUCUUGGUGGUUCACGAUAUGCCAUGGUUCCUCAGCUUGAUCAGCUGCAGAAAUGUGAUCCAGAGAGUCGAAAUGUCUUAUCUGUCAGUGGAUCGUCCCCGGCAACUUUCGGACCGUUUACAUUUCCGUCUGGAGGGGGCAAAGUUCGGGAGCGGUACUCGUGUAGAUUUUGUGGAAAAGUAUUCCCACGGUCUGCCAACUUGACCCGUCACCUUAGAACUCACACAGGAGAACAACCCUAUAAAUGUAAAUACUGCGAACGGUCAUUUAGUAUUUCCUCUAACCUACAAAGACAUGUCAGAAACAUUCACAAUAAAGAGAAGCCAUUCCGAUGUGAGUUGUGCGAUAGAUGCUUUGGACAGCAGACGAACUUGGACAGGCACCUGAAGAAACACGAGACGGGCGGUGUGGACAUGCGAGAUUCUCCUGUGGAUCCCGAGCUUCAGGACAGCCGCCCAAGUUCUGUCGAGCCAUCCAAGGACGUCCUUCUAGAAAAUAAUAAAACGGCCGACAAGUCUUAUCCCAACUGCGCUAGUGAUGUCGACAUUGCAGAAGAGGAAUCAGACAUUGAAGUGGACAGUGAGUCAGAUUUUGAAGAUAGAAGUCACUCAUUUUUAAGAACUGCAGUUACUAUGUCCGAAAAGCCAAACAACGUGGACCGGGAGAAGACCGGGUUUGCGAGUAACCACCACCUUGAAAUGCAGAAAAAUAUUGUGAUUUGUCCAUCGUAACCGUAUCUGAUUUAAAUUUGUUUUGUUUUGUAUUUUUGUUUGUGAUGUUUACGUGAUGCCAUUGAAGACACUGUGAUUCCUGGUUUAUUUUCUAGAGUACAGAUAUCUGUAUAUACUUUUAGUCACGUUCUUUUGUAUUAUUUAUUCACAUAAGGUGUUCAGAUACAUGUAUUGUAUUGUAGUGCAAUUUGAUGUACCGUUAAGAAAUGCCCUAAUUGUAAUAUAUUUAAUCAAAAUAGUGAAGCGUUUAAUGGAAAGGUACAUUUCAAUUUUUUUCAUAGUAAUUUUGCAAUGCCUAUUUGCUUACCUGAAUUACACAGUAACAAUAUUAGUUCCUUUAGUUCUCGUAGGAAUUCGUGAAAUUGGAUUUCACCGAAUUCUUGAUUGAUGAAUCAGAUAGAAAUCAUUGUAAUUACAGAUAAUUACAGGGCUAUUGUACAUAUAUCCAACAGUUAUAUAUGUACAUCAUUUCAGUGAUAAGAUUUUUAUCACAAUGUAAGAUAAUUUAAUAAAAUGAAUGAAAAAAAAAAUCAU
Messenger RNA from Ostrea edulis (European flat oyster), 3710 nucleotides. Its product is annotated as MDS1 and EVI1 complex locus protein EVI1-A-like. The transcript has 4 exons. Lineage: Eukaryota; Metazoa; Mollusca; Bivalvia; Ostreida; Ostreidae. The coding region runs from base 1134 to 3176 and encodes 680 amino acids. The record is from RefSeq and is a predicted model, not a curated record. Gene Ontology annotation, molecular function: DNA-binding transcription activator activity, RNA polymerase II-specific; RNA polymerase II cis-regulatory region sequence-specific DNA binding. Gene Ontology annotation, biological process: regulation of transcription by RNA polymerase II. Gene Ontology annotation, cellular component: nucleus.